AUGACUCAGAUCAAACAUAGGAACUCUUCUCAUACAUUCACAAUCAACCCACCUCCAGCUGAUGCACCUAUUGAAGUGUUGAAUGAAUUUUACUGGACUAAGGAUCCAGAACCACACAUAGCCCGUCGGAAAUUGAUUUUAGAAAAAUAUCCCGAAGUCCGUAAAUUAAAUGGAUACGAACCAAAGACGAAAUGGUAUGUUAUUGCAAUAGUUGGUUUGCAAGUAGCUGUGGCCUAUUACCUUCGUGACUCCUCUAUAUUAAGCUGGAAGUUCUUCUUAUUGGCCUAUGUCAUUGGUGCUACUUCCAACCAAGCUUUGUUCUUGGCUAUUCAUGAAUUAUCUCAUAAUUUAUUAUUCAAAAAGCCUUUGCACAACAAGUUAUUUGCCAUUUUCGCCAAUAUUCCUAUUGGUAUUCCUUAUUCCGCUUCGUUCCAACCUUAUCAUCAGUUACAUCACAAAUUUUUAGGUGACAAAUAUUUGGAUACUGAUUUACCUACUAAAUUUGAAGCGAUAGUUCUUUCCAAUGUUCUUGGGAAGAUAUUCUUUGCUACAUGCCAAAUUUUCUUUUAUGCGUUAAGACCAAUGUUUAUUACUCAAAUCAAGUUCACUUAUAUUCAUUUAUUAAACGUGAUUGCACAGUUGGCAGUGGAUACCCUUAUGGUAAAAUAUUUUGGUUGGAAAAGUGUAAUCUAUUUCUUGAUGAGUUCCUUCUUGGCUGGAUCUUUACAUCCAUGUGCUGGUCAUUUUAUCGCUGAGCAUUACGUCUUGAAUGAUAAUAAUGUACCUAAAGUGCAAAAGACCGAAGGAGCAAAUAUUGCCAGUGGGUAUCAACUACCAGCUGAAACUUAUUCCUAUUAUGGUAGUCUUAAUUUGUUAACUUGGAAUGUAGGGUAUCAUAAUGAACAUCAUGAUUUCCCAUACAUUGCUUGGACAAAAUUACCAGAAUUAAGAAGAAUUGCAGCCGAAUUUUAUGACCCAUUACCUCAAGUUACUUCAUGGUGUGGAGUAAUUUGGUGGUUCAUAACCAACGAUAUCAACACCCUUUGGAAUAGAGUGAAGCGUGAAGGUAAAGAGAUGCAUGGACACAAGAUUGACAAUUUAGACAAGAAUUAA
Spathaspora passalidarum NRRL Y-27907 is the source of this 1113-nucleotide messenger RNA. It is a transcript of the gene DES1, whose product is annotated as Des1p. Gene Ontology annotation, cellular component: membrane. The record is from RefSeq and is a predicted model, not a curated record. NCBI's taxonomy places the organism in Eukaryota, Fungi, Ascomycota, Pichiomycetes, Serinales, Debaryomycetaceae. The transcript has a single exon. Gene Ontology annotation, biological process: ceramide biosynthetic process. Gene Ontology annotation, molecular function: sphingolipid delta-4 desaturase activity. Bases 1 to 1113 code for a protein of 370 amino acids.